Arabidopsis lyrata subsp. lyrata is the source of this 1865-nucleotide messenger RNA. RefSeq lists its product as uncharacterized. The record is from RefSeq and is a predicted model, not a curated record. Bases 173 to 1834 code for a protein of 553 amino acids. NCBI's taxonomy places the organism in Eukaryota, Viridiplantae, Streptophyta, Magnoliopsida, Brassicales, Brassicaceae. The transcript has a single exon.
GACCGACUUUUCAAACACUUUUUUCGGCACCGGUAGAGCUUUCGCUCACCGGUGCCGGGAGCUUUCUCCUCCUCGUCGAUCUACUCUCAAAGGUUUUAUUUUCUGGUUAUCUGCAUUCUCUUGUUUCCUUCUGUUUCGGCUCUCUUCCCUCCCCUUUUAUCCAAAAAGCUUUAUGACCGCAUUACCUUCGAGCCUGCUCUUAUUUGGUACUAGUUCUCCUCUUAACCUUUUCGCGAUUCUCGUGGAUGAUCCCUCUUCUCGGCUCUCCUUGAAGUCAAGAUCAGCAUCUCCUUGUUCCUCGAUGGAUGGGAGCUCUGCCUCGACGCCGGAGCUGUGGAAGCAUCAAACCAUGGGCGAAUCAACUUCUGCAGACCGAGCUUCAUCAUCCGCAUCUUUUGAUUGGGUAGAUCUUUUCUCAGAAGCCCCCAAAUCGGUCGCCGGACAGCCCAAAUCCGUUCUGCCGCCGCCGCUUUUGGUGAGGAUGAGAAGAAGAACCUGGCUAAACCUAAUGGUGCCUCGUUUUGGGCCUAGCCCAAGUCCCUUUUGUCCUCCUUCCAGCACAUUACCCAAACUUUCGAAGCCCACGAAGACUUCCGCUGGGUUAAGCUCAUGUCAUCUAAGGCCCAGGUCUGAUUUUAAUUAUGUUUUACAAAGCCCAAAUUUUCUGAAGUUGUUAUUGUUUAGGGAGAGUAAUGAACGCUUUCCUGUGAUGGUGAUGAUGGAUUUAGCUUGGAUUAGUAGUUCUCUUUCCCAAAACCUGGUCGAUAGUUUAUCUCGUUUGGUCCGUUUGCUUCAUCGUUUGAGUCUAGUCUUGAUUCGUUUGGAGGUAAUUUCUCUUUGGAAGUGUCCUAGAGUGUUGCUGCCCGUGCCAAGUAUUAUUAAUUUCCUAUCAAGUUCCCUCCCUUUAGCACCCUCCAACUCUGUCUUGGCUGGUAAUGGACGCCACGCUAACAGAGUAAUGGUUUGUUUGGGCUGGCUUGAUAGUUACCUUUGUCGAGAUCAGAUGCUAAGUUUACUUUGGACUCUAUCCAAGACUCUCUUACCCAACCAUAUGCAAUUGGCCUUUAGAGUUAAGAAGACCGGCAUUAUGACCCUGUCUCUACGGAGUAGGUGUUACCGAAGCUUUUUCAACUCUCUACCUACCCAUUCACCAAUUAUCGAGUUCAGUCAUGUGUUAAUCUAUUGCUUGGAUAAUUUGCAAUCUUCUGGUAGGUUGGAAAAGUACGGCAUUAUGACCAUGUCUUCAAGAGGUGGUUACCGUCUCUUUUUCAACCUCGUUAACCCGUCAGCCUCCUCUGCGGAGCACCUUUCCAAAAGCUCGGAUGCAUUGUUUAUACACCAAUUGCCCAAAAGGGUGAAGAAGAACGGCAUUAUGAUCCCGUCUCUACGGAGCGGUGGUUACCGAAGCUUCUUCAACUCUCUAUCUCCGCCUCCCCUGAAAACCAAGCUCAUUCAUGUGCAAAUCAAAGAGUUCAGGUACAAUACUCAAACAUUUAAUAGCUUGAAGAAGAAUGGCAUUAUGACGCCGUCUCCGAGGAGAGGUGGUUACCAAAGCUUCUCCAACCUCUUUUACCCGACAGCCUCCUCCGUGGAGCAUUUUCUCAAAAGCUCGUUUGCGUUAUUCGCGCGAGCCGUCUAUGACCAUCCGUUGGUCGAGGAUUUCGCGAAGCCCGUCUUCAUGGUCGAAUCCGCUAUGGCCUCAAAAGAUUCUUCAAACUUUGCAAACCUUUUUAAGAUGAGCAUCAUUUUGGAAAACUCAUGGAGCCUUUAUCUUUAUUCCUAUUGCAUUUCCUUAGCUACAACUUGUAUGAACUUCCCUCUUUUGAGGUUUUAAGUGAAUGAAUGCUUGUUUGACAAAAAAAAAA